Bacillus rossius redtenbacheri is the source of this 2008-nucleotide messenger RNA. RefSeq names its product myrosinase 1-like. NCBI's taxonomy places the organism in Eukaryota, Metazoa, Arthropoda, Insecta, Phasmatodea, Bacillidae. Gene Ontology annotation, molecular function: beta-glucosidase activity. The coding region runs from base 37 to 1563 and encodes 508 amino acids. The record is from RefSeq and is a predicted model, not a curated record. The transcript has 11 exons. Gene Ontology annotation, biological process: carbohydrate metabolic process.
GUAUCUCGCGGUGUCCAUGCAUCGACUGCCGAGUGUAUGAAGGCCUGUGAGGCUCUCAGCUCGGCGCAGACAGGCGCGACCAUGCAGGUCCUGCUAGUGCUGGCUCUGCUGGUCGCCUGCCGCGCGGCCGCCAGGAACCUCAGCUUCCCCCAGGGCUUCAUGUUCGGGGCCGGCACCGCCGCCUACCAGGUGGAGGGCGCCUGGAACACCAGCGGCAAGGGAGAGAGCAUCUGGGACAGGCUCACCCACGCUCGGCUAUCUUCGGAUCCUUCCGCGGAGACUGCCGACGUGGCUGCCGACUCGUACCACCGCUACAGAGAAGACGUGCUGGCCGCGAAGAACCUCGGGUUAGAUUUCUAUCGCUUUUCCAUAUCUUGGCCAAGAAUUCUGCCAAAAGGGGACCUGUCCUUCGUCAAUCCAGAUGGCAUCAACUACUACAACAAUCUGAUAAACGAGCUGAAGAGAAACAACAUCGAGCCUCUAGUAACAAUGUAUCAUUGGGAUCUGCCCCAACAUCUACAAGACCUGGGAGGACUGGCUAGUGACAUAAUCAUAGAUUACUUCGAGGAUUAUGCUCGACUGCUGUUCACGCACUUCGGAGACAGGGUGAAGUGGUGGACCACGUUCAACGAGCCCCUCUCCUUCGUGACGGGCUACAGCAGCGCCUGGUUCGCGCCAGGGGUGGAUGCCCCAGGGGUGGGAGGCUACCUGGUCGCACACAACAUCCUCAAGGCGCAUGCGCGGGUCUACCACCUCUACCGCCAGCACUUCCGGGGCGAGCAGAAAGGUAAAGUCAGCAUCACACUCAACCUGAACUACCCGCAACCAAAGACUAGUUCGCCGGCUGACCACGACGCCACAGAGCGCUACCUUCAGUUUAAUCUGGGGUGGUUCGCCCACCCCAUAUACAGCUCAGAGGGCGACUACCCCGCCAUCAUGAAGGAGAGGAUCGCCAACAACAGCAGGGCAGAAGGUCUUCCGAGGUCCAGGCUACCAGAGUUCGGUGAACACUGGGUGAAAUAUAUCAGAGGCACCCAUGAUUUCUACGGCAUGAACAUCUACUCGUCGUACUACGUCAGCGCCCCCAAUACGUCAGAGACUAGCUCAGGAAUCAGCUUCGCCAACGACAUGGGUCCGGUGUUGCUCGAGCAAGACCCGAGCUGGCCCGCUGGCUCCAUCAGCAACUUCAGGUACGCGCCGUUCGGCCUCAGGAAGAUGCUGAAGUGGGUGUCGGACAACUACCACGGCGUCCCUGUGCUGGUCACUGAGAACGGCUGGGUGGACCGCGGAGAGAUGAACGACUCCAUGAGGAUCAGGUACUUGGUGAACCACUACGCCGCGCUGCUGGAUGCUGUUCACUUGGACCACGUGACUGUGCUCGGCCACUCAGUGUGGUCACUCAUCGACACCUUCGAGUGGGGCUCCUACGAGAACAAGUACGGCCUGUACCGCGUGGACUACAAGGACCCGCGCAGAGCGAGGCAGGCCAGGGCUUCAGCAGAGGUGCUGGCGGCCAUCACCAGGACCAGGCGCCUGCCUGAGCAGUACCUGGACCAGGAGUAGCGUCCAGAGCCCGGCACGUGUGGGCGCAGAGUCCACUGAGACUUCCUGCCCACUGGGUCAAUCACUAGAGACCGGAAAAAUUCGCUGUUCCGAUGGCCUUCAGGAUCGACUGCACAUUCCCCUGUACACUCGGGCAAACAACGCAAGUUCAUUGGCUGCCGACUUGUAAGUCGUCUCAGCUGGUUUAUCCGUGAUUCGAUCCUUCUUUGGUUGGAGGUUUAUAACUGGUUGAGAUUCGUCAAAAUGAACAGUAAGCCAAUAGCAAAAUCAUCUAUAAUGUAUGUGUGUUUGAAUUGUAGCCUAUCGUCGAAUGAAUCUGCGAAUUUUUCCGAUCUCUACCAAUCACACUGUUCACAUACAACAUAAUGAUACUCAUAAAGUAAUUUGCUCAAAGCAAUAACUAUUUUCCUCGCAAAUAAAUAAAUGGUAUAUUAUUAAUUUAUUU